AUGGUUCUUCAAGAUCUUGGGCGGCGCAUCAAUGCCGCCGUGUCAGACCUGACGCGGGCCCCGAACCUCGAUGAGAAGGCAAAGAUUUGCGCCGCGCUUCUCGAAGCCGAUGUCAACGUGCGCCUCGUCGGCCAGCUGCGCAAAUCGAUAAAAUCAACCGUCAACUUCAAGGAACUCCCGCCCGCAGUCAACAAGAAGCGGUUGAUCCAAAAGGCCGUCUUCGACGAGCUUGUUAGCCUCGUCGAUCCCCACGCCGAGCCCUUCAAGCCGAAGAAGGGCAAGUCCAACGUCAUCAUGUUUGUCGGUCUGCAGGGUGCCGGAAAGACGACGACAUGUACAAAGCUGGCGCGGCACUACCAGAGCAGGGGUUUCAAGGCCUGUCUGGUGUGUGCCGACACCUUUCGAGCCGGUGCGUUCGACCAGUUGAAGCAGAACGCGACCAAGGCCAAGAUACCAUACUACGGCUCCCUGACCGAGACGGAUCCGGCGGUCGUGGCGAGGGAGGGUGUGGACAAGUUCAAGAAGGAGCGGUUCGAGGUCAUUAUUGUCGAUACCUCGGGAAGGCACAGGCAAGAGUCGGCGCUGUUCCAGGAGAUGAUGGAUAUUCAGAAGGCGGUCAAGCCAGACGAAACGAUCAUGGUUUUGGAUGCGAGCAUUGGACAACAAGCCGAGGCGCAGGCAAAGGCGUUCAAGGAGGCGGCUGAUUUUGGAGCUAUUAUAAUCACAAAGACGGACGGCCACGCAAGUGGUGGUGGUGCGAUAUCAGCGGUUGCAGCAACACACACCCCUAUCGUAUUUAUCGGUACCGGUGAGCACAUGCUGGAUCUAGAGCGUUUCGCGCCGCAGCAGUUCAUCUCGAAAUUACUGGGGAUGGGAGAUAUGGCAGGGCUUGUGGAGCACGUGCAGUCUCUCAAACUAGACCAAAAGGAUACCAUAAAACACAUCACGGAAGGAAUAUUCACUAUAAGAGAUCUGCGCGACCAGCUCCAGAACAUAAUGAAGAUGGGCCCGCUGUCCAAGAUGGCGGGUAUGAUCCCCGGCAUGAGCAACAUGAUGCAGGGGAUGGACGACGAGGAAGGAACCGGCAAGCUGAAGCGCAUGAUCUACAUCUGCGAUUCGAUGACAGACAAGGAGCUCGACAGCGACGGCAAGAUCUUCACGGAGCAGCCGACGCGGAUGACGAGGGUAGCGCGGGGGUCAGGAACUCACGUGCGCGAGGUGGAGGAUUUGCUGACGCAGCAGAGGAUGAUGGCCGGCAUGGCCAAGAAGAUGGGAGGCAACAUGAAGAACAUGCAAAGGGCACAGCAGGCCAUGGGCGGCGGCAACAAGCAGCAGCAGCUCGCGGCUAUGCAGAAGAGGUUGCAGAGCAUGGGUGGUGCUGGCGGUGCCGGCGGCAUGCCGGACAUGGGAAGCCUGAUGAAGAUGCUGGGCGGUGCCGGUGGUGGCAUGCCCGGCGGCAUGGACAUGGCGGCCAUGAUGAAGCAGAUGGGUGGAAUGAUGGGAGGAGGGGCCCAAGGGCGUGGCAGGAGGUGA
Molecule: messenger RNA, 1533 nt
Organism: Pyricularia oryzae 70-15
Lineage: Eukaryota; Fungi; Ascomycota; Sordariomycetes; Magnaporthales; Pyriculariaceae
Product: signal recognition particle protein
Exons: 2
Coding region: 1-1533 (510 amino acids)
Biological process (GO): SRP-dependent cotranslational protein targeting to membrane, translocation; SRP-dependent cotranslational protein targeting to membrane
Cellular component (GO): cytosol; signal recognition particle, endoplasmic reticulum targeting
Molecular function (GO): GTP binding; endoplasmic reticulum signal sequence receptor activity; ATP hydrolysis activity
Source: RefSeq, a predicted model, not a curated record